GAGCGAAGAUUGUUAGCGAACAAAAAGAAAACAGGCUCAAGAAUAUUCUUAAAAUUCGAUAACAUACCUUGAAUCUAGGCUCCAUGCAAUCGUAAGGAAUUUGAAAGUUAAAAGAAGAACAAUUUUUUGGCAAGAAGUUUUCGAUAAUAACAUUCCGGAAUACGACUCCAUAAUACAUAUUUGGAGAGGAAGAACUCAUCAAGAAAUCAUGAAGGAGGUGAAAAAUGUUACAGCGAAGGGUUAUAACGCUAUCGUGUCGGCAUGCUGGUACCUCAAUCGUAUUAAGUAUGGAGCUGACUGGAAAGAUGAGUUAAAACGAUUUAAUCAAUCAGAUUCAAGAUAUUAUUACUGCGAUCCCACCGACUUUGAAGGAAAUGAUCAACAAAAAGCACUUGUGCUUGGAGGUAUCGCAGCCAUUUGGGGUGAAAUGGUAGAUAAUACCAACAUCGAGAGCCGACUGUGGUAA
Strongylus vulgaris is the source of this 466-nucleotide messenger RNA. NCBI's taxonomy places the organism in Eukaryota, Metazoa, Nematoda, Chromadorea, Rhabditida, Strongylidae. The record is from the annotation of a GenBank genome assembly.